GCACUAUGAGCUGUGAUCAGAGUAACAUUUACUGAGGAAACUCAUCUUUAUCACCUGGACAGAGUGGCCUGCAUACUGACCUUCACUUCCUGCUCGCUUUGGUCACUGUCAGUUAUGUGGUCCUGCAGUUCUACUCUUUGUAUCCUGAUCUUACUGAUCUCUACACUCACUACUGUGUCUUUAUCAGCUGUUGCUCCAUUGAAGGUGAAUCUUCAUGGCUCUGCUACUCUGCCCUGCUCUGGGAGAUGUUCUGGUUUGGUCAGAUGGACUGUGUUCAGUAAACCUGGAGAUGCUCUGGCUGAGUGUGAUCAGACUUCAUGUAGAUCAGUGAAGGAGGGAUAUCAGAUGAUCUAUGAUCAGUAUCUGAAGGGGAAUCUCUCUCUCAUCAUCACUGACGCUGAUUUCAAUAAGAGGAACAGGUACACAUGUGACUGUGAUGGCAAAGACAUCUGUGACGUACAUCUUCAAAUUGAGCCCUUGAACACUACAGUUCAGAUAAAGCCUGGUGAACACCUGGUCCUGGGCUUGGAUGCAUCAGAAGAAGUGGAGGUGCUUUAUAGUAGUGCACGAUCAAGUAGAUCAUCCAGUGGUCAGAUGUGUACAGUGAUAAUACGGUCACUACAGUGUAAACCUGAAUAUGAACAGAGAGUUUUGGCUGCUCUUCAUCUGAGAAAUGUGACUCCAUCUGAUAGUGGAGUUUAUACUGUAAUGGAAGCCAGGAAUGAAGAGGUCAUUCACACCUACACAGUGACCGUGGGGUCAGCAGGUGGAGGUGAAUUAAAGGAUGAAGGAGUUGCCAUACCAGUGUGGGCGACCGUACUGCUGGUUGUACAAGUAGCUGUGAUUGUGGGAUUAGCAGUGAAGAUUGUGCGGCUGAGGAGAUUCAUGAAUGACCAGAAACUCUGAGAGAUCUUCACUGAUCAGUCUCUUUUCUUCUCUUUCAUUCUUUCCUUCUCGUGCUCUGUGGUUAUGUCCAUGCAUGACGGUGGCUAUUGAUGUGUAUCUCUUCUUCAUCUGUGAUGUUGAAAUGUAACAUUUUAUUUAAUGAUAGUUCUCUUCUUCUCAGCUAAGGCAUAUUUUAUUCACCCACUCUACUGUCUAGAAGGUCUGAAGGCCCCUUUCAUUACCACCAACUUAGCAACAUGCUAGAACUCUCAUUCUGAGGCUUGUGCACACUUUAACUGUCAGAACCUGGACGUUAUCAGGAGCCUUUCACUGGUCAUGGGCUUUGAGACCUCAGCUACUUGCUCUACUUUUCCAUCCAAAGAAUUUUAUAUUAUAUUAUUAUAUAUUUUUGUUGGCACUGUAUUUGGACAAUCCUCUAUCGCUAAUCUAUAACUGAUAACAAACCACCUGCUGCUUCUCAACCCUGUUGAUUAGGAUUAGGAUCAAGGUUAGAGUGAGGUUUAGGUUUUGGUUUGAUGUCAGGAUCAAGGUUACAGUGAAGUUUAGGUUUUGAUUAGAUAUCAGGAUCAAGGUCAGGGUGAAGUUUAGGUUUUGAUUUGAUGUCAGGAUCAAGGUUAGGGUGAAGUCUAGGUUUUGAUUUGAUGUCAGGAUCAAGGUUACGGUGAAGUUUAGGUUUUGAUUUGAUGUCAGGAUCAAGGUUAGAGUGAGGUUUAGGUUUUGGUUUGAUGUCAGGAUCAAGGUUACAGUGAAGUUUAGGUUUUGAUUAGAUAUCAGGAUCAAGGUUAGGUUGAGGUUUAGGUUUUGGUUUGAUGUUAGGAUCAAGGUCAGGGUGAGGUUUAGGUUUUGAUUUGAUGUCAGGAUCAAGGUUAGGUUGAGGUUUAGGUUUUGGUUUGAUGUUAGGAUCAAGGUCAGGGUGAAGUUUAGGUUUUGAUUAGAUAUCAGGAUCAAGGUUAUGGUGAGGUUUAGGUUUUGAUUUGCUGUCAGGAUCAAGGUUAAGGUGAGGUUUAGGUUUUGAUUAGAUAUCAGGAUCAAGGUUGAGGUUUAGGUUUUGAUUUGCUGUCAGGAUCAAGGUUAAGGUGAGGUUAGGUUUUGAUUUGAUGUCACAGGAUCAAGGUUACGGUGAGGUUUAGGUUUUGAUUUGAUGUCAGGAUCAAGGUUACGGUGAAGUUUAGGUUUUGAUUAGAUAUCAGGAUCAAGGUCAGGGUGAAGUUUAGGUUUUGAUUUGAUGUCAGGAUCAAGGUUAUGGUGAGGUUUAGGUUUUGAUUUGAUGUCAGGAUCAAGGUUACGGUGAGGUUUAGGUUUUGAUUUGAUGUUAGGAUCAAGGAUAAGGUGAAGUUUAGGUUUUGAUUAGAUAUCAGGAU
This is a messenger RNA of Pygocentrus nattereri (red-bellied piranha), 2267 nucleotides long. RefSeq lists its product as uncharacterized. Lineage: Eukaryota; Metazoa; Chordata; Actinopteri; Characiformes; Serrasalmidae. The coding region runs from base 115 to 906 and encodes 263 amino acids. The record is from RefSeq and is a predicted model, not a curated record. The transcript has 5 exons.